AGUGCAGGGCAGAGACCGCGACUGGGAAGCGUGAGAGUCAAACAGGCGAUAGGCGUGGUAGAGCUGGUCCGGUGCAGUUUGACGGACUGGAGCGGGGAGAUUAACGGGGCACGUUAUUGCUUUUUGGGAUGCAUUUAGAUUUAUUGUAUUCUCGCCUUCCUUCGCUUUCAUUGGUUAUCGCCACCUGAAUCACAUUUGGAUGAGACUCAUGUAUCACGACGUCUUAAGGCGUGGGGAAUGUGCUAAGUUAUCGGCCACUUCUCCACAGAGUUAAGAUGAGCGUUUCGCCUGUACCACACAGUCCUGGUGAUGCCACACAGGCGGUUGACCUCCCACUUCCAGAUGGCCUUCUGGCACAAGACCAGGCAUCACUGUCCACUAUCCUGCAGAGUCCCUCCUUCAGGGAAGAGCUGGAUAUCCUGAUCCAGGAUCAGAUGAAGAAGGACAGCAGCUCCUCCAGCCUGUGGGCCCUGCAGCGCAUUGCUGACUUCCUGUCUUCCUAUGGUGCCUCUGUGGCUCUCCCCACCUCGCCAUGUUCCUUGACGACAGUGAUGCCGAUCAAUGACCUGCGAGGCAGGGAUCCUGGCUCCAUGGCGAAGGGGGAGGGCCUGCAGCGCUGCAAACUGGCCAGCGUUUACCGCCUGUUGGACUUUUACGGCUGGGCCCGCCUCAGCCGCACAUACCUCACGCUGCGCGUGAGUAAGGAGCAGGAUCACUUCCUGGUGCUUCCAGACGGCUUGUCGUACAGCGAGGCGACGGCCUGCAGCCUGGUAAAGGUGAAUGUCCUGGGGGAGGUGGUUGAGCAGGGCAGCACCGCACUGGGGGUGGACCUUGGCGUCUUUGACCUGCAUGCUGCCAUCCACUCUGCCCGGCCUGACGUGCGCUGCCUGCUUCACCUUCAAACACCUGCCACGGCAGCGGUGUCAGCCAUGAAAUGCGGCCUGCUGCCGCUCUCCCACGAGGCCCUCCUGGUGGGUGGGGCAGCCUACUACAGCUACAGCGGCUGCCUGGAGGAGGCCAGCGAGAGGCUGGAGCUGCAGAGGAACCUGGGCCCCACCUGCAAGGUUCUGGUCCUAAGGAACCACGGUAUAAUGGCUCUUGGAGAAUCAGUGGAGGAGGCUUUCUACAUCAUCUAUCAUGUGCAGGCAGCCUGUCAGAUACAGGUGUCAGCCAUGUGCAGCGCUGGUGGAGAGAAGAACCUGAUCCUGUUAGACCGGGCCACCCAGAGGCCCUACCCGGCCGGCACUGUAGGCUGGGCGGGGUCCACUUUCGGCCCAAUGCACAAAAGCCGGCGCGGGGAGCACGAGUUUGAGGCACUAAUGAGGAUGCUUGACAACCUGGGCUACAGGACGGGCUACCCGUACCGCUUCCCAGUGCUGCGGGACCGAGCACAGGCACGGCGGGAGGUGGAGGUCGCCGCCAGCGGCAUGACUGCCCUCAGCCUGGAGUGGGCCGGGGGCCGGCGCCACCUGUGCCCACCCCCCCACGCCCAAAGGCAGCGGCAGGAGAGGGCCAAGUGGCUCAACACGCCCAACAGCUACUGCAGGGUGGACCAGACUCAGGACAGCCCAGGGUGGCAGCGCUGCACUUGGUUGAAGGCUCAGGAGCUGAAACAGGGAAGUGGCUUGGCCAUCAAGAUGGAAAAUCCCAACCAGUUUGUGCCUCUUUUCACCAAUCCCCAGGAGGUGCUGGAGACGCGCAGAAAGAUCCGUGAGCAGAACCGGCAGGAGGUGAAGUGGGCGGGGCCUCAGUCCCACGUCCUGGCCAGCAUGCUGUCCGACACGGAUCUUAACCAGGCCUCAGAGCCUAACCUGACCCAAACCGGGGCUCCCUCUGGCCCAGAUAACAGUACCGCUGAGCCUCCGCCGGCCCCAGAACCCGAGCCCCCCAACCCCUUCAGCCAGCUUACGGAUGAAGAGCUGGAAGAGUACCGGCUGGAGGUGCAGAGGAAGCAGCGCUUCGGCCUGAACGGAGCUGGGGCACAGCUGGUGGACAUGCAGGCCGCCUCCCCCACAGCCUCACCGAAGAUGGACGCCUCCAAUCCCCCACCAGAUGAGUUGCUGGUUGUGGCUCAAAAUGGAAACAAGGAGAACCAGAAUCAACAGGAGGAGGACCACCCUCUGGAGAGCGGGAUGAAGGCACUGUCCAUGGAGGAAACUAUUCCAGCCUCCCCCACAGCAUCCCCUGCUGAGCCCCCAUCCAAGUCGCCCACCAAGCCGCCUGCUGCAGAAGCCUCGCCCUGCAAGAAGAAGAAGAAGUUCAGGACCCCAUCAUUCCUCAAGAAGAGCAAGAAACAGAAUGUGAAGGUGGAGGCUUGAUGGGACAGACAGAUAUACAUACGAGACCCUUCCCUGUGCAAACAGGCUGCCUGGCUACCUCCCUCAUUAUUAUGGGCUGCCUGGCCCUUCCCCUCAUUACUACUGCCCCCCUGGCCCCCACUCAUUACCACAGGUUGCCUGGUCCCUCCCUCAUUACCACAGGGUUCUGGCCCCUCCCUCAUUACCACAGGGUUCUGGCCCCUCCCUCAUUACCACAGGGUUCUGGCCCCUCCCUCAUUACUAUAGGCCCCCUAACCUCUCCCUUAUUACUUCUUCCCCCCUGGCCCCUCCCUCCACUACGGGUGGCCUGGGCCCUCCCUCAUUGCCACAACCUGCUCCUGAGUCUGGUCCCUCAUUACAACACACAACAGCAUCAGUUACAUUACAUGACUUAUAUUACAUCGGUUACAAGAUUUCUGGUACAGCACACUGGAUCCCUAGAAGGUUUGCUGUUAUACCUUUGAAUAGGCAUGAAUAAGCUAGAAAGGCUCCAGUAAAAUAUCCAGCUGUAUAAUUCGGUUGAGCCCUUUGGAUAAAAAAAAAAAAUCAUCCAAGAUUCAAAAUAACCUUGCACAAGGGUUAAACUGACAUGCACAUCAGAGAAAAGAGCUGCAUUCUCCAUCGAUAGGUAUCACUAAGUAUCCAGAUGGACCCCAGAGGCAAAGGCAGGCACUGAUUUUAUUCUAACAACAGCAGGCAGUGAUGGCUUCUAUGUUUGCCAUUUUCAUUUCAAAAGCGAUGGCUGCCCUGCUCAGAUUGCAUCUUAGAUAAAUGAACAACCGAUAAGCGACAAUCCCUCAAUGAAUGUCUGAAAGGUAAAGAGUCAGUGAGGGGAAAAGGCAGAUUUUAUUUCUGCUUUGUAGCUCAUGGUUGUGCCUACAGGCCUGAUAUAGAUGUCUUUUCGUAUUCAUGGUUGACUCAUUGUAUAUUUAAAAUGUACUUGUAAAUAAGACUUGUAUCAGUAUUUUUCCCCUCUACAGGCAUGGCAGUAUCCCUUAAAUACUGUCAUUACUUGUGUUCCCAGUGUCUUUAACUGGUUUCCUGUUAGUCGUCAGUUGGAUUAGGACCUCCCAUUAAAGAUCCAAUCUGUUUUA
Molecule: messenger RNA, 3412 nt
Organism: Paramormyrops kingsleyae
Lineage: Eukaryota; Metazoa; Chordata; Actinopteri; Osteoglossiformes; Mormyridae
Product: beta-adducin-like
Biological process (GO): barbed-end actin filament capping
Cellular component (GO): cytoskeleton; postsynaptic density; plasma membrane
Molecular function (GO): actin filament binding
Source: RefSeq, a predicted model, not a curated record